Molecule: messenger RNA, 6533 nt
Organism: Homo sapiens (human)
Lineage: Eukaryota; Metazoa; Chordata; Mammalia; Primates; Hominidae
Gene: VIRMA
Product: vir like m6A methyltransferase associated
Exons: 25
Coding region: 1083-5516 (1477 amino acids)
Cellular component (GO): nucleus; cytoplasm; RNA N6-methyladenosine methyltransferase complex
Source: RefSeq, a predicted model, not a curated record
CUGUUCCCCGCCCGCGGCAAACAUGGCGGUGGACUCGGCGAUGGAGCUGUUAUUUUUAGAUACUUUUAAACACCCGAGCGCUGAGGUAAUACAUGUAUGAGGUACAAAUACAAAAGGUACAAAAGAGUAUGUGGUAAAAACAAAGUUCUCAUAUAGAUGUGGUUCGUUUUCCAUGUGUGGUUUAUAUCAAUGAAGUCCGAGUCAUACCCCCAGGAGUAAGAGCCCAUAGCAGUCUGCCAGACAAUAGAGCAUAUGGAGAGACAUCUCCCCAUACAUUUCAAUUAGACUUAUUCUUCAACAAUGUAAGCAAACCAAGUGCCCCUGUUUUCGAUAGGUUGGGAAGCCUGGAAUAUGAUGAGAAUACUUCCAUCAUCUUUAGACCUAACUCAAAGGUGAAUACUGAUGGUCUGGUGCUAAGAGGCUGGUAUAACUGUCUGACACUGGCAAUAUAUGGAUCAGUGGAUAGAGUGAUAAGUCAUGACAGAGACUCUCCACCACCACCACCUCCACCGCCACCACCUCCCCAGCCACAACCAAGUUUGAAAAGGAAUCCAAAACAUGCUGAUGGGGAGAAAGAAGAUCAGUUUAAUGGAAGCCCUCCAAGACCACAGCCAAGGGGACCAAGAACUCCUCCAGGACCCCCUCCACCUGAUGAUGAUGAAGAUGAUCCUGUGCCUCUGCCAGUGUCUGGUGACAAGGAAGAGGAUGCUCCUCAUAGAGAAGAUUACUUUGAGCCCAUUUCUCCUGAUCGGAAUUCUGUUCCCCAGGAAGGGCAAUAUUCUGAUGAAGGAGAAGUAGAAGAGGAACAACAAGAAGAAGGAGAAGAAGAUGAAGAUGAUGUGGAUGUAGAGGAAGAAGAGGAUGAGGAUGAGGAUGAUCGACGAACAGUAGACAGUAUUCCUGAGGAGGAAGAGGAAGAUGAAGAGGAAGAAGGUGAAGAGGAUGAAGAAGGUGAAGGGGAUGAUGGUUAUGAACAAAUUUCCAGUGAUGAAGAUGGAAUUGCUGACUUGGAACGUGAAACAUUUAAGUAUCCAAACUUUGAUGUUGAAUACACUGCUGAAGACUUAGCUUCAGUUCCUCCUAUGACAUAUGAUCCAUAUGACAGGGAGCUUGUACCACUCUUAUACUUCAGUUGUCCAUACAAGACUACUUUUGAAAUUGAAAUCAGUAGAAUGAAGGAUCAAGGUCCAGAUAAAGAAAAUUCAGGGGCAAUCGAAGCCUCAGUGAAGUUAACAGAACUCUUAGAUUUGUAUAGAGAAGAUAGAGGUGCAAAAUGGGUAACAGCUUUAGAAGAAAUUCCAAGUUUAAUAAUAAAAGGGUUAAGCUAUUUGCAAUUGAAAAACACAAAACAAGACUCCCUUGGCCAGUUGGUAGACUGGACCAUGCAAGCUUUAAAUUUACAAGUAGCGCUUCGCCAACCUAUCGCCUUAAAUGUUCGACAGCUCAAAGCUGGGACCAAAUUAGUGUCCUCACUAGCAGAAUGUGGGGCUCAAGGAGUUACAGGACUGCUACAAGCAGGAGUGAUCAGUGGAUUAUUUGAACUUCUGUUUGCUGAUCACGUAUCAUCUUCUCUUAAGUUAAAUGCUUUUAAAGCUUUGGACAGUGUCAUUAGUAUGACAGAAGGAAUGGAAGCUUUUUUAAGAGGUAGGCAGAAUGAAAAAAGUGGUUAUCAAAAGCUUCUGGAACUCAUACUUUUAGAUCAGACUGUGAGGGUUGUUACUGCUGGUUCAGCUAUUCUCCAAAAAUGCCAUUUCUAUGAAGUCUUGUCAGAGAUUAAAAGACUUGGUGACCAUUUAGCAGAGAAGACUUCAUCUCUUCCUAACCACAGUGAACCUGAUCACGACACAGAUGCUGGACUUGAGAGAACAAACCCAGAAUAUGAAAAUGAGGUGGAAGCUUCUAUGGAUAUGGAUCUUUUGGAAUCCUCAAAUAUAAGUGAAGGGGAAAUAGAAAGGCUUAUUAACCUCCUAGAAGAAGUUUUUCAUUUAAUGGAAACUGCCCCUCAUACAAUGAUCCAACAACCUGUUAAGUCUUUCCCAACGAUGGCACGAAUUACUGGACCUCCAGAGAGGGAUGAUCCAUACCCUGUUCUCUUUAGAUAUCUUCACAGUCAUCACUUCUUGGAGUUGGUUACCUUGCUUCUGUCAAUUCCAGUAACAAGUGCUCACCCUGGUGUGCUGCAAGCCACAAAAGAUGUUUUGAAGUUUCUUGCACAGUCACAGAAGGGUCUUCUUUUUUUUAUGUCGGAAUAUGAAGCAACAAAUUUAUUGAUCCGAGCUCUGUGUCACUUUUAUGAUCAAGAUGAGGAGGAAGGUCUCCAAUCUGAUGGUGUUAUUGAUGAUGCAUUUGCCUUGUGGCUACAGGACUCAACACAGACAUUGCAAUGUAUUACAGAACUGUUCAGCCAUUUUCAGCGUUGUACAGCCAGUGAAGAAACAGACCAUUCAGAUCUCUUGGGAACCCUGCACAAUCUUUAUUUGAUUACUUUUAAUCCUGUGGGAAGAUCAGCUGUUGGCCAUGUUUUUAGUCUGGAGAAAAAUCUCCAAAGUCUUAUUACUCUAAUGGAGUACUAUUCCAAAGAAGCCUUGGGUGAUUCCAAAUCUAAGAAGUCAGUAGCUUAUAAUUACGCAUGCAUACUUAUUUUGGUGGUGGUUCAGUCUUCCAGUGAUGUUCAAAUGCUAGAACAACAUGCAGCAUCUCUCUUGAAGCUUUGUAAAGCAGAUGAAAAUAAUGCUAAAUUGCAAGAACUUGGCAAGUGGCUUGAACCUCUGAAAAACCUUAGAUUUGAAAUUAACUGCAUCCCAAACUUAAUUGAGUAUGUUAAGCAGAAUAUCGAUAACUUGAUGACCCCAGAAGGAGUUGGCCUUACCACUGCCUUACGUGUUCUCUGUAAUGUUGCAUGCCCACCACCUCCUGUUGAAGGUCAACAGAAAGAUCUGAAAUGGAAUCUUGCCGUUAUUCAGCUUUUUUCUGCUGAAGGAAUGGACACGUUUAUUCGAGUUCUGCAAAAAUUGAACAGUAUUCUGACUCAGCCUUGGAGGCUCCAUGUCAACAUGGGGACUACCCUUCACAGAGUUACUACUAUUUCAAUGGCUCGCUGCACACUCACUCUUCUUAAAACUAUGUUAACGGAACUCCUGAGAGGUGGAUCCUUUGAGUUUAAGGACAUGCGUGUUCCUUCAGCGCUUGUUACUUUACAUAUGCUCCUGUGCUCUAUCCCCCUCUCAGGUCGUUUGGAUAGUGAUGAACAGAAAAUUCAGAAUGAUAUCAUUGAUAUUUUACUGACUUUUACACAAGGAGUUAAUGAAAAACUCACAAUCUCAGAAGAGACUCUGGCCAAUAAUACUUGGUCUUUAAUGUUAAAAGAAGUUCUUUCUUCAAUCUUGAAGGUUCCUGAAGGAUUUUUUUCUGGACUCAUACUCCUUUCAGAGCUGCUGCCUCUUCCAUUGCCCAUGCAAACAACUCAGGUUAUUGAGCCACAUGAUAUAUCAGUGGCACUCAACACCCGAAAAUUGUGGAGCAUGCACCUUCAUGUUCAAGCAAAGUUGCUCCAAGAAAUAGUUCGCUCUUUCUCUGGCACAACCUGCCAGCCCAUUCAACAUAUGUUACGGCGUAUUUGUGUUCAAUUGUGUGACCUUGCCUCACCAACUGCACUUCUGAUUAUGAGAACUGUGUUGGAUUUGAUUGUAGAAGACUUGCAAAGCACUUCAGAAGAUAAAGAAAAACAGUAUACUAGCCAAACCACCAGGUUGCUUGCUCUUCUUGAUGCUCUGGCUUCACACAAAGCUUGUAAAUUAGCUAUUUUGCAUCUAAUUAAUGGAACUAUUAAAGGUGAUGAAAGAUAUGCAGAGAUAUUCCAGGAUCUUUUAGCUUUGGUGCGGUCUCCUGGAGACAGUGUUAUUCGCCAACAGUGUGUUGAAUAUGUCACAUCCAUUUUGCAGUCUCUCUGUGAUCAGGACAUUGCACUUAUCUUACCAAGCUCUUCUGAAGGUUCUAUUUCUGAACUGGAGCAGCUCUCCAAUUCUCUACCAAAUAAAGAAUUGAUGACCUCAAUCUGUGACUGUCUGUUGGCUACGCUAGCUAACUCUGAGAGCAGUUACAACUGUUUACUGACAUGUGUCAGAACAAUGAUGUUUCUUGCAGAGCAUGAUUAUGGAUUAUUUCAUUUAAAAAGUUCUUUAAGGAAAAACAGUAGUGCUCUGCAUAGUUUACUGAAACGAGUGGUCAGCACAUUUAGUAAGGACACAGGAGAGCUUGCAUCUUCAUUUUUAGAAUUUAUGAGACAAAUUCUUAACUCUGACACAAUUGGAUGCUGUGGAGAUGAUAAUGGUCUCAUGGAAGUAGAGGGAGCUCAUACAUCACGGACGAUGAGUAUUAAUGCUGCAGAGUUAAAACAGCUUCUACAAAGCAAAGAAGAAAGUCCAGAAAAUUUGUUCCUUGAACUAGAGAAGCUUGUUUUGGAACAUUCAAAAGAUGAUGACAAUCUGGAUUCUUUGUUGGACAGUGUAGUUGGACUUAAGCAGAUGCUGGAGUCAUCAGGUGACCCUUUACCUCUCAGUGACCAGGAUGUAGAACCAGUACUUUCAGCUCCAGAAUCUCUUCAGAAUCUGUUUAACAAUAGGACUGCCUAUGUGCUUGCUGAUGUCAUGGAUGAUCAGUUGAAAUCUAUGUGGUUCACUCCAUUUCAGGCUGAAGAGAUAGAUACAGAUCUGGAUUUGGUAAAGGUUGACUUAAUUGAACUCUCUGAAAAAUGCUGUAGUGACUUUGAUUUGCACUCAGAAUUAGAGCGCUCAUUUUUGUCAGAACCAUCAUCUCCAGGAAGAACCAAGACUACUAAAGGAUUCAAACUUGGGAAGCACAAGCAUGAGACCUUUAUAACGUCAAGUGGAAAAUCUGAAUACAUUGAACCUGCCAAAAGAGCUCAUGUUGUGCCACCACCAAGAGGAAGGGGCAGGGGAGGAUUUGGACAGGGUAUACGACCUCAUGAUAUUUUUCGUCAGAGAAAACAGAACACAAGUAGACCACCAUCUAUGCAUGUGGAUGACUUUGUUGCUGCUGAAAGUAAAGAAGUGGUUCCUCAAGAUGGAAUACCUCCACCAAAACGGCCACUCAAAGUAUCACAGAAGAUUUCUUCCCGUGGUGGGUUUUCAGGCAAUAGAGGAGGACGGGGUGCUUUCCACAGUCAGAAUAGGUUUUUCACACCACCUGCUUCAAAAGGAAACUACAGUCGUCGGGAAGGAACAAGAGGCUCCAGUUGGAGUGCUCAGAAUACUCCUCGAGGAAAUUACAAUGAAAGUCGUGGAGGCCAGAGCAAUUUUAACAGAGGCCCUCUUCCACCAUUACGACCCCUUAGUUCUACAGGUUACCGCCCAAGUCCUCGGGACCGUGCUUCUAGAGGUCGUGGGGGACUUGGACCUUCCUGGGCUAGUGCAAAUAGCGGCAGUGGAGGCUCAAGAGGAAAGUUUGUUAGUGGAGGCAGUGGUAGAGGUCGUCAUGUACGCUCCUUUACACGAUAAAAAUCCUUUUGGGAACAUCUUAACUGUAUAUGAACAUUUCACGAGGACAAUAAAAAUAAGACAUUGAAGGACCAAUUUAGACUUAGCAGUUAUCUGGAGACAUCUGAGAGAAUAUUUUUAUCUGAAGAAAGCAGAAUUUGUUUGAUACCUAACAAGAUUUCAAUAAAAAUCCAAACUUUGUAUGUACGUUUGUAUAUAUUUUCCCUUUUUUGUAUGACUAUUUAUUUAGAAAAUUUCUAGGUGAAAAACUAAAUGAUGUUUUGUAUUUUUCUUGCCUAUAGCACAGAUAUUCUCAAACUUUCUCAGCUCAUGACACUAUUUAGUGCCUCAGUACUUUUUUCACAGCAUACCUGGUCCAAAAGAAAUAUCUAAUACUUGUGUUUAUUAAGCAGUUAGAUCCAACAGCUUAAUAAGAAUGUACAUCAUCACCACUAGUAACUGUGGACACUGCAUGUCUCAAACCUUGGAAUCAGUAUCAUUUUCUUUUCCUCUCUGCUUCUUGCACAGUACUUUUUAUCAAACUGCUGAAAACCCAGUUUUGUAAAGAUAUGUUGUUAUAGAAAGGAAUAUAAUGCUAUUUAAUGUUGAAAAUGUAAACUACCUCAAAGUAGUAGUUUAUGUGAUGUCCAACAGGUGUUGCUAUGUUUUUCUCAAAAAUUUUAAAAUAUUGUGUGGCACCCAUGUUAAUUUGCUAAGGUGCCCUGCUACACAGUUUGGGAACCAUGGCUGUACCAAAAGAAACAAAAUACUCCUCUCCUUUGUAUUAGAAAUCUGAACUUUGCAUUUCAGCUUUGGACCUACUGACACUAUUUUAUUAUACAAAUUAUUUAAAGCCUAAAAUAAGGAAUAUCCUAAUACUAUUAUUUUGGGAAUCAGAAACAUCUAAUAAAGCUGGACUUUAUACAUAGAAAUAAAGCUUACAACUUUGAGAAAGUAGCCAUAUUUUCCCCAAGAUACGUCUUAACACACUGAGUCUAUAUAAGUGGCGUAAAAUACAGAGUUAUCUUAAUCAGAAAA